CUCUCGGCGAGGACGCUCUUCGGUUUGGAUUCUUAGGGUUUUUGUUCACAGCAGAGGUUUGAGAUCGCUUUGGCGUUGUGCUGCGGAUUUCGUUGGUAACUUCGCAAUGAGUAGUAGACUUCUAGGUUUGUCAGGCAUUAGAAGCCUGGAUCAGUUUAAAUCUUUGUCUGGAUCUAGUUCCAGAGCUGCGAACAAGAAGAUUAUGCCAAAUGCUUCGCUUGGAACUCCAGAGUCGGUUUCUUCGGGCAGUUUUGCCAAUCUGAAGCUCACAGCAGAAAAAUUGGUCAGAGAGCAGGCUUCUGCGAGAACUGACCUUGAAUUGGCGAAUUCUAAGCUCAAGAAACUGACGGAGCAAAUAUAUGUACUGGAAGAGAAAUUGCAAAUCGCAUACAAUGAAAAUGCGAAGCUUAAAGUUAUGCAGAAAGAAGAUGAGAAGCUAUGGAAUGGACUUGAAUCAAAGUUCUCAUCAACAAAGAUACUGUGUGAUCAGCUCGUCGAAACCUUGCAGCAGCUGAAUGGUCAAGUUCAGCAAGCUGAGAAAGAUAAGGCAUACUUUGAAGAUAAACUGUCAACGACUUCAGUUACUCUCAGUGAUUUGCAUGAGAAUAUGAAGUCUAUGUGCUCAAAGUUGGACUCUUCUGAACAGACAAUUAGAGAUCGCGAGAAGGAACUACUGGAACUUGGCUUUGAAAAGGGAAACCUAGAGACAGCCUUAGGAAAUGUACAGAACAGAGUUGCUUGUCUGAUAGAAGAGAAAGACAGUGUGCUGAAAAAGUUGGAGAAAGAUGGAGCAGCACACAGAACUGCUUUAGAAAAUCUGACUACCAACAUGGAAAAAUUGCAACUUGAACUGAGAGUAAAAGAAGAUGACGUGCUUGAACUGAGUUUCUCCAAGGAAAAAUUGGAGAGAGAAAACAAGGACCUGUUAUCUAGCAGAGAUGAUUUUUCUGACAGAUUGCAACUUGCACUCCUGGAGGUCAAGAAUCUAGAAGAAUAUGUGACUAUGCUAGUUGAGAAGUUCAAAGAACUGGAGAGGAAAAGCCUGGAAUUUUCAGAAAAUUUCAUUCAGUUAAAUGCUUUAUCUGAUUCAUGCUUGAAGUUGGCUCAGCUGGAGAAAGACCUUGUCUCUAAGUGUGCUCAAAGAAAGUUUGAUCAGAUAAAUGACCAGUGUGCUAGUGCUGUAUCUGAGAAAAAUGCUUUGCAAUUAGAUAAUCAUGAACUGAAAAAUAAAAUUCUUGAGCUUCAGAAAGAGCAGGAAUUUUCAAUGGUACAGCACGCUGAAGAAUGCCGCUUAGCAGAAGAGAAAAUUCGGAAAUUGGAGUCUGAAGCAGAAACUCUUGUUUCGAAGCAGAGUGAGAUGCAUGCUUCGAUACUUAAAUUGGAGGAUAACCUUAGGGUUUCUUCAGAGAACUCUAGAAUAUCAGAAGAAAAAGUGCAAGAUUUAUCAAUGAAACUUUCCGAGUUAGAAUUAAGCAGCAAAGGUCUUAUAGAUGGACUAAACACAGAAAUCCUGAAGAAGCAAGAAGAAAGUGAUGUUUUGCAGAAGGAGGUUGAGAAGCAAGAAGAAAAUACACAUUUACUUGAGGAAAGAGUGAAAGAGCUUGAGAACACGGUACAGGAAAAGGAGCAGCUUCUUUUGGAACUCAAGAAAAGAGAGGAACAGAUUGGUAACCAGAAAGCAGAGGUUAUGGCUUCCCUGGCUGACACAGAAAGUAAGCUUCAGGAGGCCAAAAAGGAAUAUAAUCAUAUGUUAGAAAGCAAACAUUUAGAACUAUCAAAACAUUUGAAAGAAAUCUCUCAAAGAAAUGAUCAGGCUAUUAAUGAUAUACGGAUGAAGUAUGAGGUGGAGAAGCAGGAGACUGUUAAUCUUGAGAAAGAAAAGGCAGAUAAAAUAAUCCAAGAUGUGGAAAAAAGAUGUGAGCAAAAAGUUGAGGAAAUCAAAGAAGAAUCUCGGCAACGUUUGCUGCAGGUGCAGGAAGAACAUGCUGCAGCAGUCAGCAACAUUCACAAGGAACAUGCUAAACGAGAAACGAUCCUCACAUCUAAGCAUACUGAAGAACUAAGGCGCACUGAACUUCAUGCCGAAGCUGAAUUAAGAGAGAAAACAAAAAUGCUUAGGUCUGAGCAUGAGGCUCAGUUAAGAGCUUUGAGAUGCGAGCAUGAAGAUGAGUGCAAAAGACUGGAGGAGGAGUUGGAUAUUCAAAAGGAGAAGGAAGAGAGGCAGAGAACUUUAUUGCAGUUGCAGUGGAAAGUAAUGGGUGACAAUCCACAAGAGGACCAAGAAGUGACUUCUAAAAAGAACUACUCCAUAACUUCUAAGAUGAGAAACAAAGAAAGCAACAAAAGAAUUCAGCAGUCUCUUGAUAGAGCAGAAGUUGAUGAAAAGGCAAUCCAAACUCCCGUUUCAAACAUGUUGAAAAAGGCCGAGAAUGUGAAUAAUCUGCCUAAACAUAGUAAGAAGGUGACUCACCAUGAAUAUGAAAUCGAAACAUCAAAUGGUAGAACAAUUACAAAGCGAAGAAAGACUAAAAGUACAGUCAUGUUUGGGCAGGAUACAAGGAAGCAAAGGAAGAAAGACACACCAACGGCAAAGACUCCCAAAAAUGUUAUCCAGAGAGGCAAAGAAGGAAUCCCUCCAAAACCUUCCAACAUAGGCGAUUUGUUCACUGAAGGAUCUUUGAAUCCUUACGUAGACGACCCCUACGCAUUUGAUUAAAGUUUCUCUUCUCACAGCCUGAUCUGGAAGUAAUUUCUACUGCAAAUGAACACGAAUAUCAGCUGCACUGCACACAGUCAUGCAUGAAACUAAAACUCAAACAGACUCACUAUCCCAAACAUUAAUCAUGUACAUAAAAUUUUACUGUAUGAUUCUGUCUCAUUAAGUGCCAUAAAUUCUUCUUGACCUCAUUCGUGCCAGCAUUUCAGUCGUCUGUUUGUUGCACGCGUGGUGUGUUUAUAUAACUGUAGUUGCACGACUAACAUAAAACCUUUUAUGUUGAAAUCAAUUGUGCAUUCUGUUCGUCGCCUCCUCUGUCUUUUGUGCAUGCUUUAGUAAUAUGGACCUUUUGGGUAGAUAUAUAUUCAUG
Molecule: messenger RNA, 3086 nt
Organism: Salvia hispanica
Lineage: Eukaryota; Viridiplantae; Streptophyta; Magnoliopsida; Lamiales; Lamiaceae
Source: RefSeq, a predicted model, not a curated record